UAUCUGUUUUUUUAUAUCAUAUAUCUUGGUAAACGUUUCGGCAGAUUUUGAAGCGGAAUACAAGAAACUUGUUUUAGUUACAAAUUUAUCCAUCAUGGAAGCUGGAACGAAUAGAAUGGAGGGAAUAAUUGAAGAAAUGGUUAAUGAGGCCAAUCAUUGCAACAUUUUCGGCAAACUUAAUUUAAUGAUCGCUGUACCAGACAAAUUGUAUAAUCCCAUCUGUAUACCGGUUUCAGAUUUGAGACCCAUUUCAAAUAUGGACAAAUUGCUUGAUUACCAGGACUUUAUGGGAUGGAAAAUAAGACGCGCAUUAGGAAUGAGAUAUCCUAACAUUAAUAGAAACCAAGAUUAUAGAAGCUUAGAUUUGAGAGCCCUUGCACAAGAUAGAAGAAAUCUUACUGGACCAGCUUUAAAAAAUAUAAUCAAUCGUGUAUUAGAUGAACCUGUUCAAGAUAUUCCGGAUGAUGAUGACUUACCAAUGAUGUGCUAUUUAAUUGGAUUAUACAUGAGUACAAAAUUUCCAACGUCAUAUAUAAGAAAAAUUCAGAUUGACGCAAUUAGUCAUACGUGUACCCUAUCGAAUGCAUAUUCAGACAAAAUAUACACAAAAAAUGGUGGCAGUUGGAGACAAAUUAACGAAAAUGGUACAGUAACACAAUUACUUAAGGACCAGUUAGUAUAAUUAGAACAGGAAUCAAUGGUAUAAAUCUGCUAAAAU
Molecule: messenger RNA, 718 nt
Organism: Adelges cooleyi (spruce gall adelgid)
Lineage: Eukaryota; Metazoa; Arthropoda; Insecta; Hemiptera; Adelgidae
Exons: 11
Coding region: 95-682 (195 amino acids)
Source: RefSeq, a predicted model, not a curated record